Rhineura floridana is the source of this 1865-nucleotide messenger RNA. It is a transcript of the gene BAG2, whose product is annotated as BAG cochaperone 2. The transcript has 3 exons. Gene Ontology annotation, molecular function: adenyl-nucleotide exchange factor activity; protein-folding chaperone binding. The record is from RefSeq and is a predicted model, not a curated record. Gene Ontology annotation, biological process: protein stabilization. Lineage: Eukaryota; Metazoa; Chordata; Lepidosauria; Squamata; Rhineuridae. The coding region runs from base 221 to 886 and encodes 221 amino acids.
CCGCAAUGCACCGCUACCGGUGCAAGGGCGAUUGGAGGGAACGACUUUGCCGCUUUGGGCGGGGACAGCUCGUUUCCUUCUUUGGCGGCGAGUCGGACGUGAGUCGUGGAGGGCCGCUGGCGCUGAAGCCGCUGCCUGCGGUGACUGUAGGCAAGCGGCAGAACUAGCGCCCGGUGGCAGCGGUAGCGGCGACUUGUCCCUCUUUGUUGCGCGGCCCGCCAUGGCCCAGGCUAAGAUAAGCAACGCCAAAAGCAGCGCCGGCGACGCAGGCCAGCAAGCGGGCGGGGGUCAGCUCCGAGGCCGCUUCUUUCGCUCUACCUCCAUGGCGGACCGCUCCAGCCGCCUGCUCGAGUGCCUCGACCAGUUGGAGCGGAGGGUUGAAGCUUUGCGUGAUACAGCAUCUUCGAUGGAGCAAGAAAAGGAAACUCUUCUGGAAAUGAUCCACAGUGUACAAAACAGCCAAGAUAUGAGGAACAUUAGUGAAGGUGAAAGAGAAGAACUCAAUCUAACUGCCAAACGCCUGAUGGGUAGAACCCUCACAGUGGAGGUCUCAGUAGAAACCAUCCGAAAUCCCCAGCAGCAAGAGUCCCUAUUGCAUGCCACACAUAUGAUUGAUGAAAUAGUCAAUAAACUCCUGGAUGAUUUGGAAGACUCCAAGAGCCGCUUAAUGUCACUCUAUGGUGCAUGUACAUCUGAGGUACCACCUGGACCCAAUAAUCAAAAAUUUCAGUCCGUUGUAAUUGGAUGUGCUAUAGAAGAUCAGAAGAAAAUCAAAAGGCGACUAGAGACUCUGCUUAGAAAUAUAGAAAACUCUGAAAAAUCCAUCAUGCUAUUUGAGCAUCAGAAAUCUGCUGCAAGACAGUUUUGCAACAAUGGAAAAGAUUAAAAGCUGUGGAAAACUAUUGAAAGAAUGAAUGUUUCCAUAAAGCAAAGAAAAUCAAAGAAAUGCUGCUACCCUGGAAUUUGAAAAAGCAACUACAGAGAACUGUGCAUGUCUAUGUAGUCCUUAAAGCAAUCCUUGGCAUUCAGAGCACAGAAGCAUAGCUGGAAGGGGAGAAUCCUGGGAAAAUCCCCUAACUUUAAAGGUAAAGGUGUCCCCGCACUUAUAGUGUGAGUUGUUUCCGACUCUUAGGGUGACGUCUUGCAACAUUUACAAGGCAGACCGUAUAUAUGUGGUGGGAUUGCCAGUUCCUUCCCCGGCCUUUCUUUACCCCCCAGCAUAUGCCCCUAACUUUACCCUGGGUAAAAAGUGUUCCUGCUUCCAUCAGUGAUAAGAUUACCAAUUAAAAAGUGGGCUCAUGUGAAGCACUUAAUCUGUGGCAACUACAGGAUUAAGCAGCUAUAGGACCAUAGAACCAUGUGAACAUCCAGCAGUUUUUAUUCCAUUGCUUUUGUUCCCACCAAGAGGGGUAUCUAUUUACUCUGUAUGGGGAAUAUUACAGUGCUGGAUAUAUUUAAACUAAUAGGUAGCUGUAGCUGUAUUUGAUAUUAGCAUUAAAAUGUAGACAUUUUAUGUCCCAAGGAUUAACUUUUACAUAAGCUGUAUCUGGUGUGCUCCAAUACAAUUAACAGUUCAAUAUUUUAAUACUUCUAACAUAUCUUCCACUCAAUUCCAGAAGCUCCUCGAUACCUCUUUUGCCCUUUCAGUUCUCUAGGAAGCUUCCGUGCCAACCAUUGUGUACAAAAUCAUUAUGUAGCGCACUUCCCUUCCUCACCCUCCCCACCCCCAAUUGAGUGAAUGAACCUGCGCAUUGGAGCGGAGUGUGUGGCAGGAUGAUUGCUACAACAGAUGUGAAGAAAACAAUGUGCACUUUUUUUCUUGCUGAAGGUUCAUAAAUAAAAAAGGUUGUGCUCUACACUGUAAA